CAAAUACCUAUGACGUACACAAUAUUUACACAACAUGAAAAAUAUAUUUCCUCAAUUAGCCUUAAUUUCGGACCAUAAGCAUAUUCUUAGCGUUUAUUGCUGUACGACACGCAUUUUUAUGAGAAGCCAUGCACGCAAUAGAAUUGUAUACGUCGACAUGCAAGCAUGUCAUGUUAGCAAAUCCUGAAAAUCCGGAGUCGUUGAGCGAAUUGCGCCGUUUGCUUCCGUGUUUAAGACAAGCGCUUGGUUGUUAUGUGUGCUUUAACGUCUUGGAUAGGCCGAUGGGCCCCAAUCACAACGUGUGCAAACAUUUCGUCUGCCAAAACUGUGUUGGCGGGAAAAUGAGGUUAAAACCGUCGUGCAGCUGGUGUAAGGAUCAAUGGUUAUUUGUACCCAACCCAUUGUUAAAGGUUUUGGUGACUUGUUACAAGAAACUGUGCUACUACAUCCACCUCUCUCAUUUAGGGCUUGUUUUGUGUAAUAGUAAUGCUAAUGGUGAAACCUACAACAUCAAGUCAAUUAUUUUAGAGGGUAUUAACAUCACUGAACGAAAUGAUAAACCUGUUGGUUUCACCUCUGAAAGUUCAUUACGUUGUAGCACAGAGAUAUUGCUAUCCACAAAUACUUACACUACACAGAACUUAUCAGCUGACAACAAUGUUCAAUUGGACACUAAGUCUUUGGAUGUUUUUGAAGAUGCUGACACUUGUACCAUAAACAAAGCCGAUGGUUGUUCUGGAAAACCUGAGGAAAAAUCUGAAACAUUUUUGUUUCUUAAAAAGGCACAGCGGCAAAAAUCUGUAAAAAGGAGUGUUAAAAUCAUGAACAAAAAGUCUAUUAGAAAAACAACAGGCAAAAAAUCUAAGAAAGGAAUAGUCGAAAGGAAAAUGAAAGGAUCGAAAACAACACGGAAGUUAAAACUAAAGGGUGUUCCCAACCUAAUUGAUAAUUUGGAUGACAUUGUACCAGUAUUGACAAAACAGGUGAAAAUACAGCUGGAUCCACCCAGUUUGAAACCACUGAGUUCUUGUAAUUGUGGAAAAUCUGGUAAUUUUAAUCAGCUGACUUGUAUUGGACAAAGGUGCCCCUGCUACAGUAUGAAGCUCCCGUGUCUAGGGACUUGCAAAUGCAAGGGCUGCAGAAACCCGAAGAAAGAGCCUGAUUUCAAGUCAAGCAAUACUUUCAGUUCUGCUGUCCUGAGAUCUGGAACAAGAACAACCACGGACACUCUUGUGUGCUAAUGUUGCUGUUGAUGUUGCCGGUGCAUGUUGUUAAUUGUACAUAUAAAUAAGAUUUUUUUGUAGAAUACAGAUUUCUGUUUGAAAACUUUUAAUAUACGUUAUUAUAUUUUCAUUUCAAUACUGUGUAUUGUUUUGUGCAGUGAAUAAAAGUUCGAAACAUCA
Messenger RNA from Dreissena polymorpha, 1403 nucleotides. Its product is annotated as E3 ubiquitin-protein ligase MSL2-like. Gene Ontology annotation, molecular function: ubiquitin protein ligase activity. The transcript has a single exon. The coding region runs from base 129 to 1241 and encodes 370 amino acids. Gene Ontology annotation, cellular component: MSL complex. NCBI's taxonomy places the organism in Eukaryota, Metazoa, Mollusca, Bivalvia, Myida, Dreissenidae. The record is from RefSeq and is a predicted model, not a curated record.